AUGUUAAAAAAAAAAUUCAGUAAUAUUCAUAGAAAAGAUGCCAAUCGUAACAAAGAUCGGCCCGAGGUGGUGAAAUUCAAGAAAUUUCUACAUAAUCCAAGCUCCCUUCCUGUUGUUGAGCCCAUUAAAAAAGAUCGACGACCAUCAACACCAUCGCCAAAGUUUCAUUGGGUUGAAGAGCAUCAUCAACAAAUUCUUCGUGUCGUCAAACACCACCGAUCACGAACGCCCAAUCCAAUAUCUCCUCAUUUCAAUGAUCCAUUACAUGAUCGAGAUUUUUUCCAUAGACCAGAUCGAUUUCGAGCAUUCGAAGCCAAUAACGACAUCGAACAACGUAUGCGACGAUUGCGUUUCGAAGCAGGCAUCGAUCAAUCAUCGCCACAUUUUGUUCAAAUCAUGCGAAAAUUCAAAUAG
Messenger RNA from Rotaria sordida, 414 nucleotides. The record is from the annotation of a GenBank genome assembly. Lineage: Eukaryota; Metazoa; Rotifera; Eurotatoria; Philodinida; Philodinidae.